AAUGACAGAAGAGGAUUGCUUUGACGACUGUUUCUGGAACACCAGCAUUGAGAUCUGUGGCUGCACGAACGAGAGGCUAAGUGUUCUGUUAGGCGGGAAAAUCUGUGAAGAAAAUGGGUGCUUAGAUGAAGUUUACAAAAACCACUUCAAUUCCUGCUUCACGAUGUGUCCGAAAGCUUGUAGUGAGGAGAAUUACAGUAUAACCAGUAUGGACACCCUUCCAUGGCCAGCUUUCAAUCACCACUAUGAAGAGUUCCCCCAAGUUCACUUUGAUAAUAUUACUCAUGCCAGAUCGAGUCUGUUACGUUUGAAAAUUUGGUAUCCUCGGAUGAUCGAAACUACUUAUUCUCAUCAGCCCAAAUAUGAGGGUAUAGAACUUUUUGGAGCCCUCGGAGGAUACAUUGGGCUGUGGUUAGGAGUUUCCUUGACUACCCUGUACGACAUUUUGGUACCACUAUGCGCUCGAGGACUCAGAGCCAUGAAUAACUUUCUGUUUAAGGAGUAAUCGACUCAAUUUUUAUCGAAAAUUUUCGUCGACAUUCAACACUCUCACUUAGUCGGUGCCCUCACUUAAUGACGUCAUAUACCUCCAUUUUGUCUUCGGGUAAUCUCUUCUUGGCUGCCUUCAAAUAUUUCAGUUAUUCUUUGAUCAAGACGUUUUAGAAAGUUUCGUAAUAGAUCAUCUGUUCCAUUCGUAGAUUGUAAGUUAAUUAGUCUAUGGAUAUGAUGUGCAGGAUGAAUAUCUAAAGAUUGAAUGUUUUAGAUUAACAUGAAAAAAAGUCCAUAUCAGGAGUACGUAGAUUUAAAUGUAAUCUCA
Molecule: messenger RNA, 817 nt
Organism: Limulus polyphemus (Atlantic horseshoe crab)
Lineage: Eukaryota; Metazoa; Arthropoda; Merostomata; Xiphosura; Limulidae
Product: amiloride-sensitive sodium channel subunit beta-like
Exons: 7
Coding region: 2-505 (167 amino acids)
Biological process (GO): sodium ion transmembrane transport
Cellular component (GO): membrane
Molecular function (GO): ligand-gated sodium channel activity
Source: RefSeq, a predicted model, not a curated record